GCGCACUGGCGCCCUGCAGCGAGCUCGAGGCGAGCAGCAGUGCGAGGGCCACCAUGGCCGUGUAGGCGUGGCCGAAGCCGGACGAUGUCUGCUUGCGAGCACCGGCCAUGUUGAUAGCGUGGAGGCUAGUCGGGAUGAGGGAUGGAAAAGGAACCGGUCCUUGGAGUUGAGGAAGGGCCGGAGCAAGAAAAGAGAGCGUGCGAGCUGAUCUACAGCAGGCGAGCGACGACUGGCGGGAGGUGGCUACUCGAGACCGCACAGCGGAGCGAGAGGACCAGACGAAGGAGUGAAAGAGAGCUGAUGCACGCGCGCUCAAGGGAAAGUCCGAGACUGCCAGAGUCAGGGACGGAGACGAAGGAGAAGAGUGGAGAGAGUGACCGUGGAUGGGCUGGUGGUGAGGAGGCAAGCCAGGCACGCCGCCGAGCUCCGCCUUUUGAGGGCCCUGCCGGCUCGCAGCGCCGGCGACAGCUCAACUCUACGGCGUCCAUGCUCUUCCGCCGCCGGGCUCCCUCGGCGCUUGGCGCUCGUGUGACGGCCGUGGCCCUCUGCCUCGGCGCUGCAACUCCGGCGCACCCUGGCGCACAUCAAGACUGCCGAGCUGCGGCGGCACGGUGCCGAGCCUUGCCGAGGCAGAGCGUGCAGCUGCCUGAUCGAGCAGAGUUGAUGGGUCUGCUGCGGCGCUGCGCUGCGAGGAUGGGCGCUGCCGAGCCGGGAUGCGCGCACAGCCUCGCAGCGUGGAUGUUGCCGGACUACGCUCACGGCAAGGCCGAGCUGGCUUGUGCUGCUGAUGUGCCCAUCCUUGUGCUCCGGACGUGCUGCCGAGGCCGGAGAGCGAAAAAGUGAGGCAGCGCCGCCGGAGGCAGGUGCGAGGUGAGGCGAGAGGCAAGG
Molecule: messenger RNA, 888 nt
Organism: Tilletiopsis washingtonensis
Lineage: Eukaryota; Fungi; Basidiomycota; Exobasidiomycetes; Entylomatales
Exons: 1
Coding region: 142-843 (233 amino acids)
Source: RefSeq, a predicted model, not a curated record